ACCCAGCGCACCUCGCUCUAACACGGCUACAAGUAGGAACAGGAAGCUUUGGAAACGGGGAAAAAAGUCCCCGAGAAGGAAGAAAAACUUGAGAUUACGUUUAAAAAAAAAUGAGCAGAAUCUAUCACAACACGUCUUUACAGAACAAGCCGGUGCACAAUGAGAGCUUCGGCGGCGCCUGGCGACCCUCUGCCUAUGAAAGCGGUCCCGGGGUUCUUCUGGAGGGGACGCUGAUGGACGUUUCCAGGCAUUCAGUCAGUGACGUCAGCGGACAAAAGGUACGUUUCUACGUGCUGUACGUCAAACCCGGACGCAUCCAUCAGAGGAAAUUCGAAGCCAGUGGGAAUGAGGUGGAGCCGAACUUCAGCGACACCAGAAAGGUCAACACAGGCUUCCUUAUGUCCUCCUACAAGGUGGAAGCCAAAGGAGAAUCCGACCGUCUGACGGAGGAUCAGCUGUCGCAGAUGAUCAACAAAACUGAGCUGGUCAAAAUCACAGACCGGCUCCGACCUGCUGGGAGCUGGGCCUUUUGGUACCCAGAGUCAGAGAUGGACAAAACUGAGUUGGAAACGGGACAGGAAGUCCGACUGAAGACCAGAGGAAACAGUCCUUUUAUCUACUCUUUAGCCAAAGUGGACAGCGGGACGGUGACCAAAUGCAACUUUGCUGGAGAUGAAAAGGCCGGCGCCUCGUGGACCGACAAGAUAAUGGCCAACAAAACAGACGGCGGCAGCUCUCAGAGGCCCGGAGCAGCAGGGGAGGGAGCCGAGGAAGACGAAUGGGACGAUUGAAGACCAGGUUCCUGCUCCAUCCUGGGUUCUGAUCAAGUCUUCAGGGUUGAAUGGUUUUCAUCCUGCAUCGACUCUGAAGAUUGCAACUGCAGUGCUCUUUUUAAAAAAAAGUAUUUUUUUUGUUUUAUCUUUUGAAUUAAAUGGCCUCAUUUAUAAAAAAAAAUAAUAAUAAUUGACGACCACACACAACCUGAGUAGCGUCAUUAGUCACUGUUGCAAAGUUAUUUUCUUGAUCACAUUUUUUUUUGGUUCUUUCACAGAACGGAGCUCUCCGAGUUCUUGUUGUUUUCACCCCGCUUGUCUGAAAAUUAAGCUCAGGCGCAUAAGAUAAGAUUUCUUUCCCAAAUUUAUUCCAUAUUAGGGAAAAGUUCAAAGUCUCUUUCCAAGCAGCCAGAUUUUCUCAAAAUCUUGAAGGCCAUUCAAAGCCCUUCAUCACAAACAGCCCCGUUUAAAUUCUUUAUGGUUUCUUUUUAAGUUGAUUGUUUCUGAAUAUGGAUGGAACAUUUUCAGGAACAUUUGACUGCUUUGUUCCUAAUUUUCCCCAAAGUAUUUGAACUGCGACUGCAUAUCACAAUUAAAAAAAUAAAAUAAAAUAGCUUGGUUGAGAAGUUGAGAAACAACAAAUCCUAAAAUAAGAAUCUACAAAAAAAAAAGGAAAGUUGCACUUUUCCAACUGGCACAGGACGUCUCUUUCAUGUUCAGAGUUGCUCUCUCAAUCUUUUGAACAGUUUAUUGUCCCAGUAGCAGAUGCUGGAUUGAAAAGUCCUGACAUGUUGACAGCUUGGGAUUUUGCUGAUUUAACUCUGCUUUAAAUCUCUCCAUGACCUUCUUGUUCACUUUUGUUUUUCUGACAAAGCCAGCAGGAAGCCAUUUUGUUCUACUGUUUUUAUUUGGAGGCGUUGGAGUAAAACACAAACAUUCAAAACACUUCUUAAGAUUUGUACAUGUGCAAAAGUACAGCAUGUGUCACGUUUCCUUGUACUUUGUUUUCAUCUCUUAAGCAUAAUACCAAUAAAGUACGAUUGCGGGUCA
Messenger RNA from Poeciliopsis prolifica (blackstripe livebearer), 1823 nucleotides. It is a transcript of the gene arpin, whose product is annotated as actin related protein 2/3 complex inhibitor. Gene Ontology annotation, biological process: negative regulation of actin nucleation. Bases 111 to 791 code for a protein of 226 amino acids. The record is from RefSeq and is a predicted model, not a curated record. Lineage: Eukaryota; Metazoa; Chordata; Actinopteri; Cyprinodontiformes; Poeciliidae. The transcript is spliced from 6 exons.